AGGGCCGCUUAUCUCCGGCGUAGUCUUCGCCUUCUCCAUCUCUUCACAGAGGUCCGAUGAAAAUCUGAUAUAGGGAGGCCUUGACGUGAUUAACCAAUAUACGAGCAGCAUAUCUUAGAUCGGAAGUGUUUGAAUCACAUCAGGUUCUUAUAGUUGAAAGAGCUGCAAGAUGAUCAACUCUUUGUGCCAAAACCGUCCCUCUUACUUCCACGACUAUGAGAAGCUUAUUAGGAUCUCUGGAAGAUGGGAGGCUGCGUCUCCAUAGCAGUAUCCUGUGACGAAGCUGUUAAAGGCCUUACAAGUUGCCUUAGCGGGGAAAAGAAUCCCUUCCGCAACCUCGUUGACCAUAUAGCGACUCUAGAGGGAACUGUGAGACAGUUGGAGGCAAGAGGAGAUGAUUUGUUGAAAAGGAUAAAAGUGGAAGAAGAUAAAGGUCUAAGACGAUUUUCUGAAGUCGAAGAAUGGCUUUCGGAGGUCCGAAUCACUGUACGUGAAGCCCAUAAUUUACUUUCGCAAAGGUAUGAUGAGAGGGAUAAAUUAUGUUGUGGCAAGUAUUGCUCUAAGAGAUGCAUUUCGAGCUAUAACUAUAGUAAUAAGAUAGCUAAGAAGGUAAUACAGGUUGAGAAGCUCAUAUCUAGAGGAGUUUUCGAUGAAGUUGCUCAAAGAGGUAGUAUACCAAAGGUGGAGGAGAGGAUCUUCCACCAGAAGAUAGUUGGUCAAGAGGCAAUUGUUGAAUCAACAUGGAAAAUUUUAGAGGAGGGGGGAGUUGGACUUUUGGGCGUAUAUGGUAUGGGGGGCGUAGGGAAGACCACCUUCCUCUCUCAAAUCAACAACAAAUUCCUCACAGAAAACAAUGACUUCGACGUUGUUAUAUGGGUUGUAGUGUCUAGAAACCCAACUGUUAAGAGGAUCCAAGAAGACAUUGGGAAAAGACUAGAGCUCUACGAAGAAUGCUGGGAGAAGAAAACAGAGAAUGAGAUAGCAUCUGUCAUUAAAAGGUCUCUAGAGAACAAGAAAUAUGUGCUACUGUUGGAUGAUAUGUGGGCGAAGGUGGAUUUAGCAAGCAUUGGAAUACCUGAUCCGAAAAGAAAUGGAAGUAAAAUUGCAUUCACCACCCGUUCUAAUGAAGUUUGUGGGAGCAUGGGGGUAGAUGAGGAAAUAGAAGUAAAAUUUUUGAUGUGGGAUGAUGCAUGGGACUUGUUCACUAGGAAUAUGAAAGAAACGUUAGAAAGCCAUGUAGAUAUUCCCGUAAUUGCACAGUUGAUUGCAAGAAAGUGCCACGGCUUGCCACUUGCCCUCAGUGUCAUUGGCGAGACCAUGGCUCGCAAGAAUUCGAUCGAAGAGUGGCAUGCUGCACUUGGUGUUUUGUCUUCCUCUGCUGCUAAGUUCUCACGUAUAGAAGAUGAAAUUCUUUCCUUACUGAAGUUUAGCUACGAUGACUUGAAGUGCGAGAAGACCAAGUCGUGCUUCUUAUUUUGCGCCUUGUUUCCUGAAGAUUAUGAAAUAGGAAAAGAUGACUUAAUAGAGCAUUGGGUAAGUCAGGGGUUUAUACUUGGUUGUAAAGGUAUAAACUAUCCGGGUUAUGCAAUUUUGGGCACUCUCAGUCGUGCAUAUUUACUCAAGGAGAGUGAAUCCAAUGAACACGUGCAGAUGCAUGAUGUGGUUCGCGACAUGGCUUUGUGGAUAUCAUCAGGAUGUGGUGAACAGAAACAAGAAAAUGGUGUUUUUGUGAAUGCCAAAGCUCAUCUAAGAGAGAUUCCAAAGAUUGAGAACCGGGAAGCUGUGAGGAGGAUGUCCUUGAUUUACAAUCAGAUUGAGGAGGCAUGCGAGAGUCUCAAUUGUCCCGAACUCGAAACCUUACUCCUUCGAGAUAACAGAUUGAAAAAUAUCUCAAGUGAUUUUUUCUCUCAUGUCCCUGUCCUCGCGAUUUUAGAUCUUUCUUUGAAUCCAAACCUUAUAGAGUUGCCUAACCUUUCAAACCUGGUCCAUUUACGGCAUCUAAAUCUGUCGUGCACAGGGAUAACGAUUCUUCCAGAUGGUUUACGUGCAAUGAGAGAGCUGUUAUACUUGAACUUGGAGCAUACUUACAUGCUGAACGAUAUCUCUGAAAUAAUUUAUUGUCUGAAUUUGCAAGUUCUGAGAUUGUAUGCUUCUGGUGUAAAUAUAAGUGAGGACAUAGUGGGGCUGAUACGAUGCAUGAAGAACUUAUAUCUGUUAACUAUAACCUUGAGAAAUUCCUCUGCUUUGCAAAGUUUUCUUCAAGAUACUGAGACCAUCUUCUACAACCAAGUUUUAAGAUUCCAAAUUCAGGCAACUCGUAACCCAUUCAGAGUACCUUUUGCCACAAUUUCGAGUAGUCGCUUCAUCGAGAUUCAAGACUCAGAUAUACAGAAGAUUGAGAUAGAAGGGGUAAUCAGCAAUGAGUCUGAGAUAGUUGGGCCGAGGGUUAAGAGUAACGUAUGCUUUAUUAACCUCCGCAAAGUGAGGUUAGAUAACUGUAUUGGUCUGAAGGACUUGACAUGGCUGGUUUUUGCUCCACAUGUAGCUACUCUAUAUGUGGUAUGGUUACCUGAUAUUAAACACAUAAUAAACAAAGCCGAGUAUGCAGUGCUGCGCCGUACUUGUGACUUAGAAGGUGUCAUUCCUUUUCGAGAACUGGAGUUUCUUACUCUCAAGAAUUUGGGUAACCUGAAGAGCAUAUAUUGGGAUCCUUUAGUGUUUGGGAAGCUGAAAGAAAUUGACGUUAAAGGCUGUCCAAAGCUAACAAGGCUUCCACUUGAUUCUAGGAGCGCCUUGAACAAAAAUGUCGUUAUAAAAGGAGAAGAAGAAUGGCUGAAAAAGCUUCGAUGGGAGGAUAGAGCGACUAAGGAGCGGUUUCUCCCAAACUAAGAAAAGGCUUUAAAGAAGGAAACCUUCAUCCUCCAAGGCUUGCGUACGUGUGACAGAUUUCCCUCUGGAUUUUAUUUGCUUUGUAUGUGUUUGAAUUGUCUUUGAAACUUCCAUUGUUCUAUAUGUAUUUCAAUCAUGUUUGUUUGCUAUAUAUUGUGCUUGAUUCCUUGGAACCUGAUUACUUGAUAGCCAAAUGCUUUGCC
This is a messenger RNA of Eruca vesicaria subsp. sativa (arugula), 3092 nucleotides long. The record is from the annotation of a GenBank genome assembly. NCBI's taxonomy places the organism in Eukaryota, Viridiplantae, Streptophyta, Magnoliopsida, Brassicales, Brassicaceae.